This is a messenger RNA of Alosa sapidissima (American shad), 1719 nucleotides long. Its product is annotated as zinc finger protein 16-like. The transcript is spliced from 3 exons. Gene Ontology annotation, biological process: regulation of transcription by RNA polymerase II. The coding region runs from base 187 to 1719 and encodes 510 amino acids. Gene Ontology annotation, molecular function: RNA polymerase II cis-regulatory region sequence-specific DNA binding; DNA-binding transcription factor activity. NCBI's taxonomy places the organism in Eukaryota, Metazoa, Chordata, Actinopteri, Clupeiformes, Clupeidae. The record is from RefSeq and is a predicted model, not a curated record.
GUUUGACAACUCUGCCUCUAGCUUUCUCGAAGUUACACAACAGUGUUGGACACUAGGUUGGACUGGACAUCACACAGUGAAAACGAAUGGAUCUAUUGGCUAUAUGUCACUAUUGGAGUCGUUUAUGAGCAUUAUCGCAACUUCCUAAAAGUGAGUUUGCUCGGUGGGGUACACAAUGCAAGAAUCAUGAAUGUUAAUGAGGAUCUUCCCUCGCUGAUCCUCCUAUCCUAUGCACCUCAGAACAUGACCACACAGGUACUCUCUGUCAGUGAUGAUGACACAAAGACGUUGCUGUCAUGGUCGUCUCAAUACUUGGAUGUGACAAAAAACAAGCUUGCAACAGUAGAUGAUGAGAGCACGAAUAUUUCUCCCAACGCCUCGUCAGGCUGUGCCGACGCUAACACUGAAACGUCAUCACAGCCGCUCCCACUGUUGUCAGUGAGGCUGCAGGACUGCAGACACAAACUGGGACCAGAUGGAGUCUGUAUUGUACUCAAGGAGGACAUACAAGCAGAAGAUGGGAUUAUUCAAGAGGAUGGGGACAGCAAUGUCCCUGAUGAUGACAGCUGUGAGUCCUUGUCUGAUGAUGCACGGGAUGCAAUGGCACAAGAGAAAAGUGAAAAUGCAAACCAGAAAAUGCGUGUUGGAAAGUUGGAGACUCAGAAAGGUCCCACAGAGUCCGACAGGCACGGUCGUAAUAAGGAGAAGAUUCCUCUGAAGAAACUCCACAAGUGCAACGACUGCGGGAAGGUUUUGAGGUGCGCGGCCAAUCUACGCGACCACUGCCGAAUCCACACCGGAGAGAAACCCUACAGCUGUGCCAGGUGUGGGAGAACAUUCGCCCUGCCCACUUACCUCCGGGCCCACCUCCGAAGGCACGACGGCGCUAAAUCCAAACUUAACUCGCACUCGGCUAAAGAAGAAGUACAAGGACGGGAUCAGAGGAAGCCCACGGCGACCGCGCACACGUGCGACGAGUGUGGCAAGAGGUUGUCCUCAUCGUCAAAUUUACGCACACAUCAGAGAAUCCACAGGGGAGAGAGGUGGUUCACUUGUGCACUCUGUGAGAGGAAAUUUCUCCAGUUGGGAAACCUCAAAGCGCACCAAAUGUGGCACGCUCAAGAGAGGCCACACCAGUGUCCUCAUUGCCCAAUGUCCUUUAUAGCGAUGUCAAAACUCAGGGUACAUAUCAGGAUGCACACAGGGGAAAAGCCAUUUGCCUGCAGCUAUUGCUCAAAGACUUUUUCUAACUCAAGCUCCCUCAAGUCUCACGUGACUAUUCACACGGGGGAAAUGCCUUACCAGUGUUCAAUCUGUGAGAGGAGGUUUAGAUCCUAUCCCAACUUGAGAAUUCAUGAGCGAUCCCAUACUGGAGAAAAGCUGUAUCUCUGUUACAUCUGUGGUGUUGCAUUCAGGACAUCUACACAGCUCAAAGAGCACCAGCAGACGCACACGGGAGAGAGACCACACCAGUGCUCCGAGUGCGGUAAAAGUUUCGCCCGGCUGUUGACUCUCAAAAGACACCAGCUCUGUCACUCCAGGGAGCGGCCCCACCUGUGUGCCAUCUGCGGUAAGACGUACACUCGCGUGGAGACGCUCAGGACGCACCAGAGGGUCCACACCGGAGAGAAACCUUACAGCUGCUCCAUCUGUGGGGAGAGUUUUGGCUACCUUAAGAGUCUACAUGGCCAUCAGAAACGAGAGCACAGCAUGGGGUAG